UGGAAAGGAUAGACGUAUUUUCCCUGUCCUACGCUAACGUACGCAGCAAGCUCAGCAGAACCCCGUGAAUCGUGAUGUUAGUGAGAAAUCCAUCCCGUCACUUCCACUGCUCGAUGGAGCAACCCCAUCAUCUUCCUCCCAACGGCUCGUCCAAACCAAAACCCUAAAUCCAAAACCCUAUAAAUCCAUUACUUUUCAUUCCAUUCCAUUCCUCUGUUUGGUUUCUCAUCAUGCAAUCUCAUCAGUUCCUCGACGCCUGCCAAAAUCUCAGAGCUUUUCGCCCAUUUCUAGGUUUUUGCCAUCGAAGCCCCUCACCGUCUUCGAAUUCUCUCUUCUUCCUAUCCAAGGGGAGCAUUUCUAAGGAUUCCAAGGUCUCCUGCAGUUCCGACGUAGGGAAACGGAAGCCGAGGAAUGGUGAGAAGCAGCGAGGGAAGAGCGGUGGUGGAGAGAGGGUGAGGAUUAAGGAGAAGGAGAAUGUCUGGAGCAUCGAUAACGAGCUCGCGAAGACGACGGAGAAAUCGGGCCGUAGAAGGAGAGGUAGGCGGGUGAAGAAUGUUGGGAGGAGUAGGAAUUCCAGGGUUAUCAUCUCCGCAGCGAUGUUGAUGGAGGUUGAGACUGUUCUCCAGACGCAGGAACCAGUUAUAAUACCGGCAUGGAGCACAUUUGCAAGUAGUGUUAGUGGGAUAUGGAAGGGAGUCAGUGCAGUAUUUUCGCCUUUCACUGCUGAGAUGGAACCAAUUGGAGUAGGGAUCCAAAAUGAGAAUCUCUAUGACUGCUACACUCUUUCCCACAUUGAGCAGGUGCCCCCUCCUUCUGAAGAUCUUAGCUCACAAAUCAAAAGGAAGAUUAAUUGGGUUGCUUUGAACCCCUAUGGUGAGAUCCAACAAAGAACUAGAGGUGGUGAUAAAAAUAAAGAAGCAGGAAAAGAUGGAGAUGGGCCUUCAAGUAAGUCGUUCAAUCCGAUUGAUACACUUCGAGAUUUGCCUAGCUACGGGUCUUUUGACUUUGAUUUAAGUGAAAUGUUGGAAGAAGAUUUCAUGAAUAUGGAGCCGGGCCUUAUAUUCUUUGAGGAUGGAUCAUAUUCUAGAGGCCCAGUGGAUAUACCGGUAGGAGAACUUGAUGAGUCCAAGUAUUUCCUUUCCCCAACUUUCAAGUUUGAGCAGUGUUUGGUGAAGGGAUGCCACAAGCGGUUGCGCAUUGUACAUACCAUAGAGUUCAAUGAAGGGGGUUCUGAUAUACAGAUAAUCAGGGUUGCUGUAUAUGAAGAACAAUGGGUCAGCCCAGCUAAUCUUUAUGACAAAAAUGAUCUGGAGUUUGACCUGAAGCCGUUUUCACAGCGGAAGCGAGCCCAACCGUCAGAGCUGACAGGUUCUUGGAAGGUGUUCGAGGUAAGUGCGACCCCAAUCUUUGGCGAGCAAGCUACAACCGAAGGGGGAAGGCUGCAGUAUGUAUACCUCUGCACCGAGACCUUGAAGAAGAGGAGCUUGCCUGAGAAUCCCGUCUACUUUGGGGAGGAAGAGAUGCUUGAUAUGCAAGAUGUGGCUGUCCUCUGGUUGCCAGGUGGCAUCACAGGAUAUGUUGAUGUAAAAAAGGAUGGCAUCCUUUGCAUUGGAGUUGGGUGGUACUCUGAUGAAGGGAUCAACCUUGUGAUGGAGAGAGAUUAUGGUACUGAUGGUAAACUGAAGGAGGCCCGAUGGAAAACGGAAGUAAAGAGAAGGUGGUCAGAUCAAUUCCCUGUGUAAAAAUUUCAUGUAUUCGCUUCAAAAAAAAAUUUUUGCUCUAUUUUUUUUCCCUUCUAGUCUGCAGACCUUUUGUAGAUAAAAAGUGAAGACAGGAAGAGAAGGUAUGCUGCCAACCUUUAAUCAUAGUUUAAAUACUCGACAUUCCAAUUGAUCUUCAUGAAUGUGCUCUGGAUUAGGUAUUUGGAGAAUUUACCAUCA
Molecule: messenger RNA, 1940 nt
Organism: Magnolia sinica
Lineage: Eukaryota; Viridiplantae; Streptophyta; Magnoliopsida; Magnoliales; Magnoliaceae
Exons: 5
Coding region: 231-1742 (503 amino acids)
Source: RefSeq, a predicted model, not a curated record